Messenger RNA from Callorhinchus milii (elephant shark), 3328 nucleotides. Its product is annotated as toll-like receptor 2. Gene Ontology annotation, biological process: immune response; inflammatory response; toll-like receptor signaling pathway. The record is from RefSeq and is a predicted model, not a curated record. Gene Ontology annotation, molecular function: triacyl lipopeptide binding; transmembrane signaling receptor activity; protein binding. The transcript has a single exon. NCBI's taxonomy places the organism in Eukaryota, Metazoa, Chordata, Chondrichthyes, Chimaeriformes, Callorhinchidae. Gene Ontology annotation, cellular component: membrane. Bases 8 to 2389 code for a protein of 793 amino acids.
CGUGUGAAUGAGAACCAUGAGAGGUGUCAGUGUGUGGACGCUGCUUGCUGCUGCAUGUGUUUACCUGGACAUUGCUCGCUCAGAGGCAGACACCUGUCAAAGAUGUGACUCCAGCAACUUCUGUAACUGCUCUUCAAUGAACUUAGUGACUAUUCCACGUGUGUUGGAGAAAGUCUCAAGAUUGAACCUCUCCUACAACUUCAUAACGCACAUCAAGGAAACUGAUCUCACUAAGCAUAUUAAACUCAAAGUACUUAUGCUACAAUCAAAUGAAAUACAGUCUAUUGAUGACCAGGCAUUUAAGAGCAACGUGGUCCUAGAAUACCUUGAUUUGUCCAAUAACUCCUUGAUCCAACUCUCACCAGCUUGGUUUCUGCAUCUUUCCAAAUUACAACACCUGGAUCUUUCAGGGAAUAAAUACAGAAACCUGGGACCAGGCAGACUUUUCUCACAUCUGGAAAGCCUCCGGUGGUUAAAAGUUGGAAACGCUUUCUUGUCUAAUCUAAAGAAAGAUGACUUUGAAGGAAUUUCACAUCUCGAUGACUUUAUUUUACUGGGAAACAAAUUGGAAUCAUACGAGGACAGAAGUUUCAGUUCUUUCCAAAAUGUAAGCCAUGCCACUAUGAAUUUACAUGACCCAUUCCAAAAAAACCAGACCUUAGCUCAACGGAUUAUCUGGGAUUUAGCACCAGCCACCACCCAUGUUGAACUGAGAGACUUAGAAUAUCUGAGUUCCAGUGAUACUCAAUUAUUUUCAUUGCCAAAUAAUUCAUCAGUGAAGAAAUAUACCUUCAGAAAUAGUUCUCUGAGUGACAGUACAAUAUAUGUUUUACUAAAAAAUGGAAGAAACAGUGGAAUAUCUGAACUAGUUGCAGAAAAUUGUGCAUUUUCAGGAAGAGGAGAAUGGCACAAAGUUAAAAAUAUGACAUGUGAAUCACUUAUUUCACUGACAAUCAGACAUAUAUCCAUAAAACAGUUUUAUUUAUUUUUUGAUCUUUCGUUCCUUCAUGGCUUGAUAUCCCAUGUUAGAACAGCUAGGUUGACAAACUUGAACUUGUUCAUGAUGCCAUGUGGUGUAUCCAAAAGUUUUCAAAGAUUGGAGUAUCUUGAUUUAAGGGAGAAUUUGCUCACUGAUUUAAUGAUGAAAGAAAUGGUUUGUGAGAACUCCUGGUCUUCUCUGACGUACCUUAUUCUGAGAAAGAAUAAGUUGCAUUCUCUCAAGAAAAUUAGCCCGAUUUUAUCUAACAUUACCCACCUGAUGCACCUCGAUUUAAGCCAGAAUACAUUAAGUGAUGUUGAUUUUUGUGUAUGGUCAAAAACUCUUCAAUUUCUAAACCUUUCAGGCAGUCAAUUAAGUACUAUAUCACAGUGCAUCCCUCCAAAUAUCGAGGUGUUGGAUUUAAGCAACAAUAACAUAAGGACAUUCACUACCCACCUUCCUUCUCUCAGAGAACUAAAUGUGUCCAAUAACAAGCUGAUGUAUUUACCAGGCGGUGGCUAUCUACCAAACGUGAAGAUUCUGAUGAUCAGUGGGAAUAAUCUCAUCUCUAUGUCCAGUGAUGAAAUCACGACAUUCGAUAAGUUGACAACAUUGGAUGCUGGAAAGAACCAUUACAUCUGUUCCUGUGAAUUCUUGACCUAUAUAAACAAAUACCUAACCCACUCAAUACAACUGCUGAACUGGCCGGAAAACUACAUUUGUGAUUCACCUUUAGUUGUCAAGCGAAUGAUUGUGAAAAAUACCAAGCGCUCUUUCUUUGACUGUCACACAACACUCUCUGUCACCUUGUCGUGUGUGGCUUUGUGUUUGCCAAUAGCUAUUGUGGGACUAUUGUGCUACAAGUAUCACGGGAUCUGGUACAUCCAAAUGACCUGGGCGUGGCUCCAGGCAAAAAGGAAGCCAAAGAAAGUGAGGAAUAAUAAUAUUUUCUACGACGCAUUUGUUUCUUACAGCGAGAUGGAUUCUGAGUGGGUGGAAAACUUCCUGCUGAGGGAAUUAGAAAAUACCCAUCCACCACUGAUACUCUGUCUUCAUAAGCGCGAUUUCAUCCCAGGGAAGUGGAUAAUUGACAACAUCAUUGAGUCCAUUGAGAAGAGCAGAAAGACCCUGUUUGUCUUGUCUCAACACUUUGUCCAAAGCGAGUGGUGCAAGUACGAGCUGGACUAUUCUCAUUUCCGUCUGUUUGAUGAGAAUAAUGACACCGCCAUUCUUGUUCUGUUGGAGCCAAUCCCAAAGGAAACCAUUCCUCAGCGAUUCUGUAAGCUUAGGAAACUGAUGAACACAAAAACCUAUUUGGAAUGGCCUGAGGAUGAAGUAGAACAGCAAAUCUUCUGGUUUAACUUAAAAGUAGCAUUAAAAGGUGAGGAAAACAUAAGAGGACAUCAGUAAAAAAAAAUCUUCAGUACUUCGGAGAUGAGAAAAGACGUCUGGGUUUCAAAUAAUUUUGCAAGUGUGUCCAUAGUGUUUGGAAAUAGGAACUGGAGUGAAUUUAAAUGAAUGUUGCAUGAGGUACACCUCUAUCACACAUUGUUAUAAACUCACCUGAGUUCCUAAUAUUCAGUCCCGUGGAUUGGUAUUAAUGAUAAGAAGGCAUGAAACAAGAAAUAACUAUUUGAACCUUUAGGACCGCUGCCUCCUGAGACCAGGAACAACAUCUCAUCACUCUCUCUACCUGUUUCAUCUGUUUAUGGUCAAUUCUGCAAUAAACCUCCAAUCAAGUGAGAAUCCAGAAUGUCUGCUCAUCUUUACAUUUCCACAUUUCCACUUAAUGUAGUCCAUACACCACUGCUCCCUGGCUUGAUGACUUCAGUCUUACUUGACUCUAUAAUCUAAAAUCAUGUAACAAGAUAGAUGUUUACCCACAUCCAAUUUUCAUUGCUGACCACAAAUGGCAAAGAUGCAUGAAAAAGCUCACAGAACACAUGGAAUCGUUAAAAAACUGUAGGCUCCACUUGUAAUUAUUGUGCCUUCAGUAAUCUGCAAACGCCUAUAUCUACCCAAUGGUAUUUGACAUUCUCCAGAGAAAACCUAUCACUUUCUCUUUACUCUGAACUAUUAAAUGUAUGCAGGUGCUUAUCUAAUGCAAGAAAAAGUGCACAGAAUCUGAAAUUUAGGAACUUGGACACAGGAAGGCAGAACUGUUUGACACAAAGUGCUAAGUAUUUGCAUAAUAAAUUUGCGCGCUAAGUCAGAUGGACAAUCUGCUUUUCUUGCUAACUUUUAAACCGGUUGACCACGAUGUCACUGCAAAAAUGCAAUCUCUUCAAAUUUCAAGCAACUAACAAAUGUAUAUAUAUCUCCACAUUAAAAAAAUAUGUUUUACAUAGA